Neltuma alba is the source of this 725-nucleotide messenger RNA. RefSeq lists its product as uncharacterized. The transcript is spliced from 2 exons. NCBI's taxonomy places the organism in Eukaryota, Viridiplantae, Streptophyta, Magnoliopsida, Fabales, Fabaceae. The coding region runs from base 75 to 398 and encodes 107 amino acids. The record is from RefSeq and is a predicted model, not a curated record.
AUUUCAGUCACAGACAGAAACUGAUAUCUCACAGUUCCAAAACCUAGCCAUUCUCUUGAAAAACUCCGGUGACUAUGGCUAUCCCGGUGAUCAUGGUGGCUCUCGUGAUCGUGAUGACUCCUCUUGUCGUCGGCCUUCUAUGCACAGCUCACCUUAUCUCGGCGGCCAAGCUUAUCCACCGGAACCACCGUGAUCAUCGCGAGAUCCUUCACCGACAUCACGGGGUUGCUCACCCUAUCGAGGCGGUGGAGAUCAUUCAGGAGCAUGGGGGCGAUGCUCAGCCUCAGCCUUUGCAGGUGGUGGAGGUAGUACACCGGCUGCACUGGGGCCAUCACUUGAUGAACAUAACGGAGAUGAUUCACCAGCAACCCAUGUUGUGGCUCACAGGUUCAAACUAAGGCAACCCCUAAUGAGAAGAGAGCGAAGAAUUGUUAAGACAUAUGUAUACAUAUGGGGCGUUGCCACGCGUGAUGAGAGCUAGCAAAAGUUGUGAAGCAGCAUAUAUAUAUAUAUAUAUAUAUAUAUAUAUAUAUGUAUAGUGGGAUUAACAUAUCUGAGUUUGCACUUAGCUAGGUAUGUGAUUUAUUAAUGCUCGAUUGCUCGUGAAUGACUUUGUGCGCGCGUGUGAUCGCGUCUUCCAGGCCAGACUUUAAGUGUGCCUGAUGAGGGAGAACGUAAUUGUAUAUAUUUUCUGAAAGUUUUAUAGAGUAAAAUAAAGUUUUAAA